This is a messenger RNA of Magnolia sinica, 606 nucleotides long. RefSeq lists its product as uncharacterized. The coding region runs from base 1 to 441 and encodes 146 amino acids. The record is from RefSeq and is a predicted model, not a curated record. The transcript has 4 exons. NCBI's taxonomy places the organism in Eukaryota, Viridiplantae, Streptophyta, Magnoliopsida, Magnoliales, Magnoliaceae.
AUGCACAUUAUCACUGUUCUUUGUGGUGUUGAUGGGGUGUUUGGAGAUGAGAAAGGCAUGAUUGUCAAAGCAUCUCUACUGCCUAAUGGAAGAGAUGAUUUCCGUAAAGGCCACUUUCUGAAGGAAGUUUUGGUUUCAGAAAUUUGUUUUCCAAUCUGUUUUUAUUGUGUUUGCUUUCUCAGCCUGCAAGGCCAGGGGAUCGGAUCUGAGGGUUCACUUCAAGGUUCAGCUACACAGUAUCCGUUCCUCGGUAGUUCAGCUAAUUUGAAUCUGCAAAAACUAGUUGCUGGAAAUAGCAGUUAUGUUGAUGUUGAAUUCAUCGAUCCUGUGAUUAUGGCCGUUAGCAGAGGGAAGCUUCCACUGCCGAUGACGCACCAGAUCUCUCCCGACUACAACUUCAACAUGUUGGCUAAUUUCUCUGAGAUGGACCAGAGGCUUUAGUUGUUGCAGUCAAGAUCUAGUAAUCUGAAUUAGAAUCCAUUGAUGACAGUUGAUCAAAGCUUUAAUUGUUGAAUUCUUUUUUUUUUUUUUUUACCCCAGAUUUCUAUUCCAAAUAGAAACUAAAAUUUCAAUUUGAAAAGUGGGUGUGAUUCUCAUGUUUUUCUC